Morone saxatilis (striped sea-bass) is the source of this 1218-nucleotide messenger RNA. It is a transcript of the gene tpi1b, whose product is annotated as triosephosphate isomerase 1b. The record is from RefSeq and is a predicted model, not a curated record. Gene Ontology annotation, biological process: glyceraldehyde-3-phosphate biosynthetic process; glycerol catabolic process; gluconeogenesis. Gene Ontology annotation, molecular function: triose-phosphate isomerase activity. Lineage: Eukaryota; Metazoa; Chordata; Actinopteri; Moronidae. Gene Ontology annotation, cellular component: cytosol.
AGGUGGUCUGCGGUGCUCCAUCAAUCUACCUGGACUUUGCCAGGUCCAAGCUGGAUGCCAAGUUCGGCGUGGCUGCUCAGAACUGCUACAAAGUUCCCAAGGGUGCCUUCACUGGGGAGAUCAGCCCUGCGAUGAUCAAGGACUGUGGUGUGAACUGGGUGAUCCUCGGACACUCUGAGAGGCGCCACGUCUUCGGAGAGAGUGAUGAGCUCAUUGGCCAGAAGACGGCCCACGCUCUGGAGAGCGGUCUUGGUGUCAUCGCCUGCAUCGGUGAGAAGCUGGACGAGCGGGAGGGCGGCAUCACCGAGAAGGUCGUCUUUGCUCAAACCAAGGUCAUCGCAGACAAUGUAAAGGACUGGAGCAAGGUCGUGCUUGCUUACGAGCCUGUGUGGGCCAUUGGCACCGGCAAGACCGCUUCCCCACAGCAGGCUCAGGAAGUUCAUGACAAACUGAGGGUGUGGCUGAAGGCCAACGUGUCUGAGGCUGUAGCCAACUCUGUGAGGAUCAUCUACGGAGGUUCUGUGACUGGUGGUACCUGCAAAGAGCUCGCCUCCCAGAAGGACGUUGACGGUUUCCUCGUGGGCGGAGCCUCCCUCAAGCCAGAGUUUAUCGAAAUCAUUAACGCCAAGGUAUAAAAAAACUCCCAGCGGCUGCAGCGAGACCAGAUCCAGUUCCAUCAUCCCUCACCUCAGCACUUAGUCCUCUUCCCCUUCUUAUUCAAAGUAUUCGUGUAAUGACGUCAUUCCCUCCUUUUUUUGCCUUUAUUUCUUUGGGUAUAUUUUGUCAAGAAGAAAAGGGACAGGUUGACACAUACACUGUACUGCACUGAAAAGAGUUAAGUCCACUGAGAACAGCCUGUGUGCAUACUAAUUUCAACACCAAGUGCUCAAGCUGUAAAGACUGACAAUUACAUCUUGAGGUGGACCGCCAGUCCACGCCUUUUUACUUGAAAAGUUUACGAACUUUUUUUUGUAAACAGUGUCACAGCUCUUGUCAAUCAGAUUUAUUUGUCUUUUUAAUAUCAAUGUCUCUUUUUGUGUAAUUAUGAUGUUCUGUGGCUUUUAACUCCCUGUAGACGUGCAUGAUCCGCUCUCCCAGUGGCUGCUUUAUGCCAGGAGAGAAGUGUGCAUUACAUGUUAAUCAUAUUGUGUCAUGGCCGAUGGGUAGAAGGGUGAGAAGGCUGCAAGGAAACAUUAUAAUAAACAGUUUAGAGACUGG